AUGGCUGCUGUGCAACAAUUUGGUUGUUACGGAGAUCGAUUGCGUUCGCGAAUUGUUUCCCGAGGUAACAUAUCAAAAUGUUCUCAUAAUAACCAUUCUAAUCAUACGAAUUCGGAUGAUGUUUGUGCAUCAUGUCAUCAACGCAUUAGACCGAAUAAUGACGAUGCAUUUCAGGCGACUUUAGAAAAAUUGUUUCCUGACGUUUACGAGUUAGAAGAAUUUGUUUUUCUAACGAAACAAACUUUAGUUCCAAAAGAUUUCUAUCCACAUGUGAAUACCUUGGUUUGCGUUGGUUUAUGUCGAGAUGAAAUCACCAGUUCAUUUGAAGAAGAAAUAGAAGCCAUGUGGGGACAAGGAUUUAUCUGUGGAUGUCUUGGUGGGAUGUUGUUUUGUGGUAACACUGGUUUCGCUGCUGCACAUCAUCAUGCGCCUGACGAUGGUCGUUUUAUCUAUUAUUGCUUUACACAUAUUGCUAUCGAUCACGAAGGAUGCGUCGGUUCUGUUUAUAGAACUCGUAGUGGUAUGAGUGGCAAAACAACAGCAUGCGGAGCACUUGCUGCGUUUACUUCUGAAAUUGCUUCAGGCAAAUUAGAUCUGACGUUCGAUGAGAAUGACAUGGAAAUGAGUAUGUUGAAAAAACAUAUUCUGAAAAAAACUUCUCUUUCAUCUGAUGCGAAAAAUGCACCAGAUUUAUUUCAAGUAACAAUGGCUGCUUAUGAGACGAUUACCAUUGAUUUAGAACUACAUGCCAAACAUGAUGCAGAGCACUUUCCCGACCGGCGGUAUGCUCUAUUUACUGGUGUUCAAAUUCAUGGGCCCAAUGGGAAAGAUUACUGUUGGUUGGGCAAAGCGAGUCUGUUGAGUGGCGGUGUAUUAGCAUCGUUAAGCCUGUCAUCUUAA
This is a messenger RNA of Adineta ricciae, 900 nucleotides long. Lineage: Eukaryota; Metazoa; Rotifera; Eurotatoria; Adinetida; Adinetidae. The record is from the annotation of a GenBank genome assembly.